AUGAAGAAACUUUCGCCACUGGCGGCGUGGGCUGCGGCGGUCUCGGCAGUCUUCAACUCUGAGGACCGGCGAGGACUGCGUUGGGGCCAUGGCUCCGAGCAUGACAGCAUCGUGGGAGCAUCAGCCUCCUCCGCGGCUCGACGGCCACAAACGAAGCAUGUUUUCCUGACUGACAAGACGUCAAUUCGCGGUCAAUGGCACGGGCAUCCCGAACGUGGGCUUGACGCCGGCGAGUCCUACGCCGGGCUGCUCCCCAUCGACGCCGCCGCCAGCGACGACGAGAUGCAGGAGCUGUACUUCUGGUUCUUCCCCAAAGAGAAACCCUCCGACGACAAGGAGAUCGUCAUCUGGCUGACGGGCGGCCCAGGCUGCUCCUCCAUCGGCGAGCUCCUGCAGGAGAACGGCCCCAUCUCGUGGAAGCAUGGCACGCGCGCGCCCGUCCGCAACCCCUGGAGCUGGCACCGCCCCGCCAACGUCGUCUGGGUCGACCAGCCCGUAGGCACGGGCUACUCCCGCGGCCCCGUCCCAGCGACCGACCAACACGACGUGGCGCGCCAGUUCCUCGGCUUCUGGCGGAACUUUGUCGACGCGUUCGACCUGCAUGGCUACGAGGUGUACGUCGCCGGCUCGUCCUACAGCGGGCUGUUCACGCCCUACACCUCCAGCGCCAUGCUGGACGCCGCCGCCGCCAGUGGGAGGAACUCAGACGGCGACUACUUCGACGUUGGGGGCAUGAUGGUCCUGGACCCCCUGCUGUCCCAGUACGGGCUCGGCCAGGACUUUGCCGUGUCCAGGGUGCUCGACUACUGGGGCCCGGCGUUCAGCCUGAACGAGACGGCCCGCGAGGCCGUCCGGGAGAUCGAGAACCGGUGCGGGUACAGGGACUACGUCGGCAGGUACCUGGUCUUCCCCGCGUCCGGCGUCCAGCCCGUCAGGAUCCCCGGGUCGUUCCGCUACGGCGACUACGUCCCGGAGUGCGACGCCCUGGCGGUCGUCAUCGAGGCCGAGCGCGCCGCGAACCCGUGCUUCAGCGUCUUCAACGUCCUCCGCACCUGUCCGCUACCCUUCGACCCCCUCGGCUUCAGCGAGGUCACGGGCUACUACCCAGCCUCGGAGCCCGUGUACUUUGACCGGCCCGACGUCAAGGAGGCCAUCCACGCCCCGCCCGGCAGGGCAUGGCGGUUCUGCAGCAGGCAGCCCGUCUUCGUGGGCGACGUUGACGGCUCCCAGACCCCGGGACCCGGCAGCCUGCCCGUGAUCCCCGGCGUCGUCGAGAGGACCGGCAACGUCAUCGUCGGCCACGGCCUCCGCGACCUGAUCGUGCAGUCCGCGGGCACGCUGAUGGCCAUCCAGAACAUGACCUGGGGCGGCGCGCUCGGCUUUCGGCCCAGGCCCGAGGCGACCCUGCGUGUCCCGUACCACUGCGACGGCGACGCCGGCUGGGGCGCGCCCGCCGGCGGCGGCGAGCUCGGCCUCACGUACUUUGAGACGCCGACCGCCGGCCACUUCCUCGGACGGCUCGCGCCCUCCUUCUCUUUCCGGGCCCUGGAGGUUCUGCUCGGCAAGGUGGGCGACUUUGGGUCCGACCCGCCGUUGACGAUGGAUGCGAAGGAGAGGGUGGCGCUUAGCGAGGAACUGUAG
Molecule: messenger RNA, 1641 nt
Organism: Colletotrichum graminicola M1.001
Lineage: Eukaryota; Fungi; Ascomycota; Sordariomycetes; Glomerellales; Glomerellaceae
Product: serine carboxypeptidase
Exons: 3
Coding region: 1-1641 (546 amino acids)
Biological process (GO): proteolysis
Molecular function (GO): serine-type carboxypeptidase activity
Source: RefSeq, a predicted model, not a curated record